This is a messenger RNA of Linum tenue, 2083 nucleotides long. Lineage: Eukaryota; Viridiplantae; Streptophyta; Magnoliopsida; Malpighiales; Linaceae. The record is from the annotation of a GenBank genome assembly.
CACUAAUAAAACUAGCUCUGCAAAAGAUCGGCUUUCACCGCUCUGCUUUUCAACCUAGUCAAAAAGCCCAACAAAAACAUCGCCACCGCUUCGCCGCUGCUCUCCUUGUUCAAUAGCUUUUGAUCGAGCUCGGCGAUUGUCAGUUCUUCCGCCGACGGAAUCCCGAUAUCCCCAGCGGAAACCCGCCGUUCACGGUGUAAUUGGUUUUUGGGGAACCGUUUGGGGUUUUCAGUUUGAUAUUUUUUUUUAUCGAUUUCGUUCGAGUUGGGAAUACGAUGGAGUCGGGGCAGGGUACCGUUGUAUUCGGGUCGUGGAUCCGGAGACCGGAGAACGUGAAUUUGGUCGUUUUGGGGAAGUCGAGAACUAGUGGCGGCCACUAUUCUUCUUCCCCAUCUUUGCUCGAGAUCUUCUCCUUCGAUCACAACACCGCCUCUAUUUCUUCCUCUCCCUUGGCUACGUACGAGCUGGAAGAAGCAGAUGGCGAUUUAGUUUCGAUUGCGGUGCACCCCGCAGGAGAUGAUUUCGUGUGUUCCACUACCAAUGGUGGCUGCAAAUCAUUUGAGUUACAUGGCGAAGAAACAAACUUCAGGCUACUGGCCAAGGACUUGCCGGCUCUUCAAAGUGUUGGUCCUCAAAAAUGCCUGGCCUUUAGCGUGGAUGGUUCUAAAUUUGCCUCCGGUGGUGUGGAUGGACAUCUCAGGAUUUUGACUUGGCCAAGUUUUGGCAGCAUUCUUGAUGAACCAAGAGCACACAAAUCUUUCCAUGAUAUGGAUUUCAGCCUAGAUUCGGAAUACUUAGCUUCAACAUCUAUUGAUGGUUCUGGAAGAAUAUGGAAGACAGAGGAUGGUUCGGCUGUGGCUUCUUUGGCUCGAAGUGCUGAUGAAAAGAUCGAGUUAUGCCGAUUCUCCAAGGAUGGGACAAAACCCUUUCUUUUUUGUGCUGUUCAAAAAGGUGAUAAGGCUGUCACUUCAGUUUAUGAUAUAAGCACGUGGAAGAAAAUCGGCUUCAAGAGACUUCUUAAAAAGCCUGCUUCUAUUAUGUCUGUGAGCCUGGAUGGGAAAUAUCUUGCCCUGGGAAGCAAGGAUGGUGACGUAUGUGUAGCUGAAGUAAAGACGAUGGAAGUUAGCCAUUGGAGCAGGAGGCUGCACCUUGGUACAAACAUUACAUCUCUGGAGUUCUGUCCCAGCCAGAGGGUUGUGCUUACCACCUCGAAUCAGUGGGGUGCCGUUGUGACAAAGCUAACUGUUCCAGCAGAUUGGAAAGAGUGGCAAAUCUACGUGCUGUUACUGGGACUGUUCUUAGCAUCUGCCAUUGCGUUCUACAUUUUCUUCGAGAAUUCGGAUUCCUUUUGGAACUUCCCUCUUGGGCGGGAUCAACCUGGCAGAUCGAGGAUUCAACCCAUCUUUGUGGACACACAGUCCUCCCCUGAAGACCCAUUCGGGCCUGUAGAUUUGUGAUUCACAUACCCUACAGAGUGCUUUCUAGCCUUUAGAAAACCCAGCAGCAGCAGCAGCAGCAGCAGCAGCUAAAUGGUGGAGAUAAAUAAGGGUCCUUGAUAGCUUUUGUGACACGCUUUGAGAUUCCCUCAUAUGACUAGUCGAAAGAAUUCUAACACAGCGGCGGGUAGCUUUAGCUACAUGUGGUGUUUCGUUUUGUCAUUAAUCCUUCACACGGAGCAAAAAUUUCAGGAAAAUCCAGGAAUUGUUUCGAAGCUGUAAUUAACUAAUUUAUUGUUUUUAUCCGUAAAAGAUAGUCGUGGAGAUGAUUUCAUAUGCAUGAUCGAAUGCAUUCAAGAAUAGUUAUGAGCUAGUUGGUUAUUAGUUAUUAGAAUCACAAAGCGAGGUGGAGGGUAGGAUGUAUUGCUUAUCAUAAUCCUGUCUGUAUAUGAGUACAGCUUGUGCGCGGAGGGGAAGAAAAGCUUUCUUACAAGUUACUAAGCAGACUUGCAACAAAAAUUGACCGUCGCCAAAUCCACUUGGCGGUCGUCGAUAGAGUUUUUUUUUUUUUUUUGCCUCGACUAGCAGUUUCUAUGGAAAUGUAAUUAUUAUCAAAAUUUUUUUGAAGUGGCUAUAUUUGAUUUGAG